AUGGGAUUGGAUUUCAUAGAAGAAGGCAGUGCCGAUUACGAAAAUGCACUAAUCCUAACCGGAUUCGGAAAAUUCCACUUCCUCCUGUUGAUGGUUUGUGGUUUGAUCUAUGCAAACACGGCGAUCGGUAUAACAAUUCUUUCUUUUGUUCUACCGUCGGCGACUUGUGAUUUUCAAAUGACGUCAGAAGAUAAAGGUUGGCUUACGGCUGCACCAAUGUUAGGCAUGGUAAUCGGCUCGUACUUCUGGGGCUGUCUCGCCGACACCAAAGGCCGGCGGAUCGUGCUGGUGGCCGCUUUGCUACUCGAUGGAAUUGCUGGACUUUUAUCGUCAAUGACACCAAUCUUCAGUGUUUUUAUGCUGCUUAGAUUUAUCAAUGGCUUUGCAAUUACAGGGGCUAUGGGUAUUUGUUUCCCAUAUCUAGGGGAAUUUCAACCAACAAAAUAUCGAGAGAAGAUUCUUUGUUGGAUGGAGAUGUUUUGGACAGCAGGUAUCAUUAUACUUCCUCUUAUUGCCUGGCUAAUAAUACCUAUGAGUUUACACAUUCGAUAUGAAUGGACUAUGAAUGAUGCAAACGUAUCGUGGAUUUUCAACAGCUGGAAUUUAUUCGUUGCAGUGUGUUCUCUUCCCAGCCUAGUCUUAGGAUGCAGUCUGUACAUGUUUCCGGAAAGUCCAAAGUUUCUGAUCGAAUGCGGGGAAACUGACCUGGCGCUCGAAAUCAUCAAAGAUAUUUACAGUUCAAAUUCAGGACGUGAUCGCUCAGAAUAUCCAAUCAAAAGUUUGAGAGGAAACGAAAAAACAAACACCAUAAUGGAGACGCACAACAGAUCGAAACGUACGCUAAGCAUUAGGAAGAAGAAACACCUGAAAAUCCUGUUCGUUGAAAUUUGGGAACAAACGAAGGCACUGUGCUUCAAACCGCACCUGAAGAAUACUCUGCUGACCUGUCUGAUACAGUUCGGAAUUACCAGCAGCUACUACACGCUGAUGAUCUGGUUUCCGGAACUGUUCGAGCGGUUCGAGCAGUACGAGGAGAAGUUUCCCAACACGUCCGCCUCGGUGUGCGACGUUUCGUCGAUCGUGCUCGACGACGUCAACGGAACGCUGGUAGAUGACUUUUGCGGCGGAACUAUUGACACCAGUGUGUAUCUGCACACCGUUAUACUAGGAAUUGCAUGCAUCCCGACCAGCUUCUGGCUGCCGCUGUGCGUUCAUCGUUUAGGAGCGAAAUUUUUCUUGGUUUCAAGCCUUUUGCUGGCUGGAGGCGUUACCGUUGGACUUUAUUACGUCGUGAAUUCGAUGCAAAAUCUGAUCCUAUCUUGUGUUUUUGAAGCAACCACUUCCAUGGCCAUUAGUACGGUUUACUGUGUGAUGGUCGACUUAUUCCCAACUAACUUGAGGGUGAUGGCAGCUGCUUUAUCACUAACUUUCGGGCGGGGAGGCGCGUUGGUCGGCAAUCUGCUCUUUGGAUACCUUAUCGAUCUGAACUGCGUCGUACCAAUAGCGGUCUUUUCUGCAUUGUUAUUUGCUAGUGGCCUCUUAUGCCUUUUCUUACCUAGUACAGGAAGUCAAGCACUCGAUUAG
Messenger RNA from Sabethes cyaneus, 1584 nucleotides. RefSeq names its product synaptic vesicle glycoprotein 2C-like. The record is from RefSeq and is a predicted model, not a curated record. NCBI's taxonomy places the organism in Eukaryota, Metazoa, Arthropoda, Insecta, Diptera, Culicidae. The transcript is spliced from 11 exons. Bases 1 to 1584 code for a protein of 527 amino acids. Gene Ontology annotation, molecular function: transmembrane transporter activity. Gene Ontology annotation, biological process: transmembrane transport.